Mus musculus (house mouse) is the source of this 6446-nucleotide messenger RNA. It is a transcript of the gene Lrrc8d, whose product is annotated as leucine rich repeat containing 8D. Gene Ontology annotation, molecular function: volume-sensitive anion channel activity. NCBI's taxonomy places the organism in Eukaryota, Metazoa, Chordata, Mammalia, Rodentia, Muridae. Gene Ontology annotation, cellular component: plasma membrane; endoplasmic reticulum membrane; membrane. The transcript has 2 exons. Gene Ontology annotation, biological process: aspartate transmembrane transport; taurine transmembrane transport; protein hexamerization. The record is from RefSeq and is a predicted model, not a curated record. Bases 2962 to 5541 code for a protein of 859 amino acids.
GUCGUAAUUUUAUUUUUUAUUGUUUUGUGUGUGUGUGUUUAAGGGAUCUCUUGAUCGGAUAACUCGAGCUUUUUCUUUAGUUGAAGAUUUCCUUGAAUGCCUGGUCCUCCCGUCUCUCUUUCCUAAGCCUUGGGAUUGAUUACAAGGGUGCAUCACCCAACACUUUCUGGUGCCAAGAAUCAACCCGGAUCCUGGACACACUAAGCCAGCAGCAGUCUGCCACAUUACCAGUCAGAACAGUAGCGCUAUUCCUGCCUCACAGGCGUUCACCAGUCAACAGUGUGCAGAGAACGGGUCUCUGUGCACCUCUGGACGCGGGGCAUCUUCUGUUGACCCUCUGAGGCAGGUGGCUGUUACUGCUGGGAUUAUUAUCAUGGCUGGCCUUCUUACCAUCCCAUAAUCAUGGGAACAGGCGCAGACAGAGACCAAGCACCCUCGUUCACUCAGCUAGCAGUUAUACUUGCCCGUUGAGGUUCUGGUGUUUAGCUUGUUGGGUAGACACGAUCCCACCUCCACACACUUUUCACGUGGUAUCUGUGCUGUUUUACGUGGGUUACCCGCCAUUUACAAGCAGGCAAGCGGUAGGAACUGCACAGGGCGGGUGACUGCAGACCUUCUCUUGAGCCCAAGACAAACGUUCAUGUAGUCCACUUCCCUUCUUUUCCCAGUUUACAAAUUAAAGUAAUUCUUCCCUGAGUUCCCCAGAGUUAGUCAUUUCCUGUCCCGAGUCCCACGGUGUUUUCCUCAGACUCUGUAUUUUGAGUGCAUACUGUUUUGUAAUUAAUUUGUUUAUAUGUCAUGUCUUUCCAUCCCCGACCCUUGCCUCCAACCCAGUUCUUCAAGAGCUGGAACCAGGUCUAAUCUAUUUUUGUCUGACACUAGCCCUGUGCUGGUGACAGUGGAUGAGUCAUGUUGCCCAAGAGGUGAAGGGACUUGCCCAGAGUGCAGGCUGAAGUAUAAGUGACUUUCAUAAUUUGCCACCCCAUACCUGGCACUCAAGUCUUGCCAGAUGCAUUUCAGAUGGCUUGAAGUUGUGUGUGCAUGCCGGCUGCCUCUCUGUGUGGGUGUGGGUGUAGGAGAGAGAGAGAGAGACAGAGAGAGAGAGAGAGAGAGAGAGAGAAAGAGAGAGAGAGAGAGGGAGGGAGAGAAUGUACAUGCCUUCCUGCGUAUAUGUGUAUGUAUGUAUAUCUGUAUGUGCAUGCCUACCUUUGUGUGUGUGUGUGUGCAUGCCUACAUGUAAAACCAGAGAAAGAUACGGAGUGUCCUGCUCUGUUGUUCUCUAUGUUAUUUUCUUGAAAUGGCGUCCAUCACUGAAUCUCCAGCUAUGUUAGUACUGUAAGCCCCAAGGAACCCCAUCUUUACUCCAUCCCACUGGGAUUACAGUCUUGUCUGACAUCAGACCCAGCGUUUUACAUGGGUGCUGGGAAAAUUGACUUUAGAUCUCUUCACUUACUCCAAGCAGUUUUACUCUCAGAAUCACCUCCCAGCCUCUGACUUGGACUCUUGCUGAGGAGUUGGGACACAGUUUUCUGACCACGGUGGUGGUGGUGGUGGUGGUGGUGGUGAUGAUGGUGGUAGUAGUGGUGGUAAUGAUGAUGGUAGUGGUGGUGGUGAUGAUGGUAGUGGUGGUGGUGGUGGUGAUGAUGAUGAUGGUGAUGAUGGUGGUGAUGAUGAUGGUGGUGGUGGUGGUGGUGAUGAUGAUGAUGGUGAUGAUGGUGGUGAUGAUGAUGGUGGUGGUGAUGAUGGUGGUAGUAGUGGUGGUGAUGAUGAUGGUAGUGGUGGUGGUGAUGAUGGUAGUGGUGGUGGUGAUGAUGAUGGUGGUGGUGAUAAUGAUGGUGGUAGUGGUGGUGGUGAUGAUGGUAGUGGUGGUGAUGAUGGUGGUGGUGAUGCUGCACCGUUACUCCCCAUCCUGUGUAUCAGUUAAGGCUCAAAUGAAAUGAUAUCAUUUGUGGAAGUAUUGAAACUAGGAAGCCCCUGUAGUAUUAAGAGUGUAUAUUACUGUUAUUCUAGUCUGUUAUUUCAGUGUGACUUUAUUACUCUGUGAAGUAGGUGACCUCACUGCCAUUUCACAGAGGAGAGAACUGAGGUACAGUGAGAUUGAGAGCCUCAGCUGUAACCCUGGGUAGCAGCAAGAAGCUUGGAAAUCAGGCUAGGCUUCAGUGUGUUCCAGGCUACUGCCGGAAGCCUGGCUCCUGAUGCCUCCAGAGUGAGCAGGAGGCAGACUGUAGGGGGAGGACGGGCAGCUUCAUGCUGGGGCCCUGAAGCUGCAGGAGUGACGGUGUGCAGUAAUUUUUGAUGUGACCAGCCACAUUGCAUCCAGCUCUGGCACCCUGUUGUGGGGUAGAAUAGGGCUAACCUCAGCAUUGCUUUUGUCUCAAUGGAGAGUUCCUCGGUGGCUCUCAGAGGAAAUGAAGGCUGCUCUGUCCAGCUGCUGCUUCCUGUUCCAUAAUUCUGAGACACUUUUUUUUUUCCUUCAAAGCAUCGAAUGCUUUAUUUUUAAACCAAUGGAAAAAUACUAUCAACCUGCUUCUUAGUAUUUCCUUAAAACCUGGCUGUGCUUCUUUGCAGUAUACAGGGGUGUGCGAGAGUCUGCCAUAUUGCUGCCUGGGACGGCAGGAGCCAGCUCAGUGUCUGCUUUUCCACAGCAGGAAUGAAAAGCAAUUAAGUCAGAUCUGAUGGGGCAGGAAGCUUGCUGAGGUUGGUCGAUGACAGCAUCCAGGGGAGGCCUGUAAUUGACGUCUGUGCCUCCCUGUCUCUCCAUGUGCUUGUGCAAACUCAGGCCUGCUUUUUCUUCUGCCGGUGAUUGUGACAUUAGCGAAUUCCCAACCUGAGUCACUUAAGCGGCACCGACUCCUCAUAUAGCACUGAGGACAGCAAGGAGCCUUGGGGCAGAGGUGAUAGUUGCAGCCUGGUAAAGGAUUGCUUGCGGAACCAGUGGCCCCGUAACUAAAAGCAACAGGAAUGUUUACCCUUGCGGAAGUUGCUUCACUUAAUGACAUUCAGCCAACUUACCGAAUCCUGAAGCCAUGGUGGGACGUGUUUAUGGAUUACCUGGCAGUCGUUAUGCUGAUGGUAGCCAUCUUUGCAGGGACCAUGCAACUUACCAAAGAUCAGGUGGUGUGUUUGCCAGUGUUGCCGUCGCCUGCAAAUUCAAAAGCGCACACACCACCCGGAAAUGCUGACAUCACCACCGAAGUCCCCAGGAUGGAAACAGCCACACACCAAGACCAAAACGGGCAGACGACAACGAAUGACGUUGCCUUUGGCACAUCCGCUGUGACCCCUGACAUACCUCUCCAAGCCACCCAUCCUCAUGCAGAGUCCACCCUUCCCAAUCAGGAGGCGAAGAAGGAGAAGAGAGACCCAACGGGCCGAAAAACCAACUUGGAUUUUCAGCAGUACGUAUUUAUCAAUCAGAUGUGUUACCAUCUGGCCCUCCCUUGGUACUCCAAGUACUUUCCAUACCUUGCCCUUAUACACACCAUCAUCCUUAUGGUCAGUAGCAACUUUUGGUUCAAAUAUCCCAAAACGUGCUCCAAGGUUGAGCAUUUUGUUUCAAUAUUAGGAAAGUGUUUCGAAUCUCCCUGGACAACUAAGGCGCUGUCAGAGACGGCCUGUGAAGACUCUGAGGAGAACAAGCAGCGGAUAACGGGCGCCCAGACCCUGCCGAAGCAUGUGUCCACCAGCAGCGAUGAGGGGAGCCCCAGCGCCAGCACCCCCAUGAUCAACAAAACUGGCUUCAAGUUCUCGGCUGAGAAACCGGUGAUCGAAGUUCCCAGCAUGACAAUCCUGGACAAGAAAGACGGGGAGCAGGCCAAAGCCCUGUUUGAGAAAGUAAGGAAAUUCCGUGCCCACGUGGAAGACAGUGACUUGAUCUAUAAGCUCUAUGUGGUCCAAACGCUCAUCAAAACUGCCAAGUUCAUUUUUAUCCUCUGCUACACUGCGAACUUUGUCAACGCCAUCAGCUUCGAGCACGUCUGCAAGCCAAAAGUCGAGCACCUCACGGGGUACGAGGUGUUCGAGUGCACUCACAAUAUGGCCUACAUGUUGAAAAAGCUGCUCAUCAGCUACAUCUCCAUCAUCUGCGUCUACGGCUUUAUCUGCCUCUACACUCUCUUCUGGCUAUUCAGGAUCCCUCUGAAGGAGUACUCGUUUGAGAAAGUCCGGGAGGAGAGCAGCUUCAGCGACAUCCCGGAUGUCAAGAACGACUUUGCGUUCCUUCUGCACAUGGUCGACCAGUACGACCAGCUCUAUUCCAAGCGUUUCGGUGUGUUCUUAUCCGAAGUCAGUGAGAACAAACUGAGGGAAAUCAGCCUGAACCAUGAGUGGACUUUCGAGAAACUCAGGCAGCACGUGUCCCGCAAUGCCCAGGAUAAGCAGGAGCUGCACCUCUUCAUGCUGUCCGGGGUGCCCGACGCUGUCUUUGACCUCACAGACCUGGAUGUGCUAAAACUUGAACUGAUCCCCGAAGCAAAAAUUCCUGCCAAGAUCUCUCAGAUGACUAACCUCCAAGAGCUCCACCUCUGCCACUGCCCUGCAAAGGUGGAACAGACUGCCUUUAGCUUCCUCCGAGAUCACUUGAGAUGCCUUCACGUGAAGUUCACGGAUGUGGCUGAAAUCCCCGCCUGGGUGUAUCUGCUUAAAAACCUGCGGGAGCUGUACUUGAUCGGCAAUUUGAACUCGGAAAACAAUAAGAUGAUCGGCCUCGAGUCGCUGCGAGAGCUGCGGCACCUUAAGAUCCUCCACGUGAAGAGUAAUCUAACCAAAGUCCCCUCUAACAUCACCGACGUGGCUCCGCACCUCACGAAGCUCGUCAUCCACAACGACGGGACCAAGCUCUUGGUCCUGAACAGCCUGAAGAAGAUGAUGAACGUGGCCGAGCUCGAGCUGCAGAACUGUGAGCUGGAGAGGAUCCCACACGCCAUCUUCAGCCUCUCUAAUCUGCAGGAGCUGGAUUUAAAGUCAAACAACAUCCGGACGAUCGAGGAGAUCAUCAGCUUCCAACAUCUGAAGCGACUGACUUGCUUAAAGCUGUGGCACAAUAAAAUUGUGGCCAUCCCACCCUCCAUUACCCAUGUCAAGAACCUGGAGUCCCUCUACUUCUCCAACAACAAGCUCGAGUCUUUACCGACGGCAGUGUUUAGUUUACAGAAACUCAGAUGCUUAGACGUCAGCUAUAACAACAUUUCCACGAUCCCCAUAGAGAUAGGUUUGCUCCAGAACCUGCAGCAUUUGCACAUCACAGGGAACAAGGUGGACAUUCUGCCAAAACAGUUGUUUAAGUGCGUGAAGUUGAGGACUUUGAACCUGGGGCAGAACUGUAUCGCCUCCCUGCCUGAGAAAAUCAGUCAGCUCACCCAGCUCACUCAGCUGGAGCUGAAGGGCAACUGCCUAGACCGCCUGCCAGCCCAGCUGGGCCAGUGUCGGAUGCUCAAGAAGAGCGGGCUUGUUGUAGAAGACCAACUGUUUGACACGCUGCCACUAGAAGUCAAAGAGGCAUUGAAUCAAGAUGUCAAUGUCCCCUUUGCAAACGGGAUUUGAACUAAGCGAAUGCAGGCACACCCACGUGCGGGGGGGACACCUUCCUAGAUUGCAGAUGCUCACUUGCAAGUUAUUACAAGAUAAUGCAUUUUAGGAGUAGAUAAGCCCUUUAAACAGGACACGAUGCAUAGAGGCUGGUAGCAGACGAAACCGAAUGUUCCAUGUUUGUAGCAUUUUCAGUCAUUCAUUUCCAGAUCUUUUCUUUUUGUGGGUUGUUUUUUUUUGGGGGGGGGGUGUUUCCUCUUCCUUCUCUUCUUCUUCCUCUUCCUCCUCCUCCUCCUCCUCCUUUUUCUGGGGAAAGGGAAGGAAAAAUCACAAUCACUGAUCUCAGUUCUUUUUAAAUUGUAAGUCGGAUGCGGCUGCUGGCUGAGUGUUUACACAUUGCUUGCCUGCUAAAGUAUAUGAUUAAACUGACUUUCUUCUUACUACAUUGCAGUUUUUUGGUUUUUUGGUUUUUUUCUUUCUUUCUUUCUUGAGGUGUCCUGAUUUAUUUUUGCUUAGCUGGUGCAAUAUUGCUUAACCUUGGAUCGUUGAAGACACAAGGGGCCAAACUCAUAAUCUUAGAUUUGCUAAAAUAUUGACUUCUUUACUGUUUUAACUUAAAGCAAGUGAGUGGAGCUUCCUGGAGCAUUUGAUGGUACUGUACCUCUGCGAAUCCCACAGCAGACUUUACAGUCUUGGCGGCCUGGAAUGAAGUAGAGCGUGUGGUGUGUCAAGACUCUUUGAUUGUUUCUUAAAACAAAUACUAAAAAUAAAAUAACACAUCCUUUAAUAGUCACUUUAUGUGCAUAGGCUGGAGUUUUGGUUAUACAUGGUACACUUUUGGGCCAAUAUAAUAGGAUUUCCAAUGAAUAGAAAAUGUGUUUUAAAAAUAAAUUUAUAACAAUAAAAUACGUUUAUCUAAA